UCCUUCCUUUAUUAUUAAGGAAACAUUUUUGAGCAGGGUUAUGUCUUGCCACUGGUGAGGACGCACGGAAGACUUAAAGACCCUCCAGGUGACUCUUUCAGCUAUUGCAUGACUGCACAACCCUGACGCAUCUGCGGAGGACGAGACUGCAGCAAUGGAAAGUAAUUCAAAUGAAAGUGACAUUUGGCAAUUCAAUGAAUCUUGGAGGAACUCGAGUCUCAUUAACGGAACCUGUGGUUUGAAUCAGACAAACCCCUUGAAGCGGAAUGAAGAAGUGGCGAGGGUGGAGGUGACUGUGCUCGCCUUGGUCCUCUUUCUGGCGCUCGCGGGUAACCUGUGCGUCCUGUUGGCUAUCCACACAACCAAACACAGCCAGUCUCGUAUGUAUUAUUUUAUGAAACACCUGAGCAUCGCCGAUCUGGUUGUGGCGAUAUUUCAAGUUCUCCCUCAACUUAUCUGGGACAUUACAUUUCGGUUCUAUGGACCAGACAUCUUGUGCCGGUUGGUGAAAUACCUGCAGGUCGUUGGGAUGUUCGCCUCCACUUAUAUGUUAGUUUUGAUGUCUAUAGACAGGUGUUUGGCAAUUUGUCAGCCCCUCCGUUCUUUGCACAGGAGAAAAGACCGUUUAUAUGUCAUAUUUUCCUGGAUCCUGAGUCUGCUCUUCAGUAUCCCGCAGAUGUUCAUCUUUUCCCUGAGGGAGGUUGGCUCGGCCGGAUCAGGGGUGUAUGACUGCUGGGGAGACUUCGUGAAACCUUGGGGAGCCAAAGCUUACAUCACAUGGAUCAGCCUUACCAUAUACAUAAUUCCAGUGGCCAUACUGAGCAUUUGUUAUGGGUUGAUAAGCUUUAAAAUAUGGCAAAACUUUAAACUGAAAACCAGACGGGAGCAGUGCAUAAACCUGACGCCUAAAACCACCAAAAGCAACACACUGGCCCGUGUAAGCAGCGUAAAACUCAUCUCCAAGGCGAAGAUCACGACAGUGAAGAUGACUUUUGUGAUCGUGGUGGCUUACAUCGUCUGCUGGACCCCCUUUUUCUCAGUUCAGAUGUGGUCUGCGUGGGAUCCAGCAGCCCCCCGUGAGGCCAUGCCCUUCAUUAUCUCCAUGCUGCUGGCCAGCCUCAACAGCUGCUGCAACCCCUGGAUCUAUAUGUGCUUCGCCGGGCAUCUGUUCCAGGAUCUUAGGCAGAAUCUUCUUUGCUGUUCCACCCGCUACCUCAAGUCAUCCCAGUGCCACUGUGAGCGUGACUUUAACUCCAGUCACAAGAGCAACUCUUCAACCUUUGCCAUUAAGAGCACUAGCAGUCAGAGGAGCAUCACACAGACUUCUACCACAUAAGCCCCGGGCCCUCCAUUCCCCUCCUCGCGCUGUGCCCUCAGCCUUUCACUACGUGCUGUCGACCAUAAAAUAUCCAGCAGUUUGAUUUCUUUAAUGCGUCCUCA
Molecule: messenger RNA, 1440 nt
Organism: Pelmatolapia mariae (spotted tilapia)
Lineage: Eukaryota; Metazoa; Chordata; Actinopteri; Cichliformes; Cichlidae
Gene: oxtra
Product: oxytocin receptor a
Exons: 2
Coding region: 155-1336 (393 amino acids)
Biological process (GO): cellular response to hormone stimulus; regulation of systemic arterial blood pressure by vasopressin; female pregnancy
Cellular component (GO): plasma membrane
Molecular function (GO): vasopressin receptor activity; peptide binding; oxytocin receptor activity
Source: RefSeq, a predicted model, not a curated record